GGGAGAGUGUGUGCGAGAGUUCGUGAUGGGCUGUGCGUUUUUUCCGUUUUUUUCUCUGUGCUGUUGAGUAAAAUAAAACAUUGUGUUUAAUUCAUACGUUCGGUUUUCUAUGUGCAGAAUAGUUAAGUCAAAAAAAUAAGACCUGCUCCAUCGAUAAUAGUCGAUUCUAGCAGGCUGUGCGUGCAUGUGUGUAUGUGGAUUAUGUGCCACACAACGCAACGUAAUUCUUGCGGGUUACAUUACACCGAUUAACUUCGACCAUUCAACCGUUUGGUGUUACAAACAGCUCACCAGCAAUUUCAACCGUCCAUCAGUCUCGCACGUCUUCGAUCAAUUUCUUACUUCCAAUCAAUUGAAUCUAAUUCCUACGACAACUUCCGGCAUCGUAGAAGUGUAAAGAAAUCAGAUUGAAUGGUCGUGUAUCGUAUCAUCUAUAGCCGCUAAACAAUCGCGAAGGAGAUCCGGCCCAUCGAUCCAGAAUUUAGCAAAGCCAGAUCUGUGGCACGAUGUGGAAGUGUCACAAAUGCGGCAAACCCGUCUUUUUCGCGGAACGUAAACAAUCGCUCGGUUACGAUUGGCAUCCGGAAUGUUUACGGUGUGAGGAGUGUGGCAAGCGGCUUAAUCCUGGACAGCAUGCCGAACACAAAGGUGUACCGUACUGUCACGUGCCAUGCUAUGGAGCUCUGUUUGGACCGCAGCUCUUUGGGCACGGUACGCGAGUGGAGUCGCACAAGAGCUUCGGUCAGCCAGAUCAAAAGAAGCAGGCCAUUCAGCGUUCACCAGCUGGUCCAACCGUUCCACGGGGCCAUCUCGAAUCGAAGCUGAAAUCCUACAACCAAUUCCACAACAACAAGAGCAUGGAGAUACGAAGCCGGGAGGUAAACGGGCGCUUGGUGCUGGAGGGUGCGUUGCGCAUUUACUGGGGCGUGCAGGGCAUGAUCCAUUUGAAGGAGGAUGACGACCAGCGGACGGUGGUGACGGUGCGGAAGCGUAACUCGUACCGGCAAAGUAACUCGGUGUCGAUGGCCCACGGUGCCGGUGUGACGAGCGACGACGGUGAGGAGGGCGAUGAGAAGGAAAAUAUACCGAUCGGUACGGAGCAACAUCAGGGACGUGGUGCGGCUGGUGUGAUGGGCUUAAGUACGUCGAGUUUAACGGAACCGGCCGAUAGCAACAACGACACGACUACCAUCUCGGAGAGCAUCUCGUACGAUACGCUCAGCCUGUCGUCGGAGUUAAACUCGAACUUUGACUCCAAGCCGGCCUCAUCGAGCGAGUCGUCUAAGGAGGUGUCGCCGAGCCAUGCCGGUAGCAAGUACGUAACGCUACCACCGAAGCUCGACGUGAAGCAGCUGGACUGGGACGAGAUCGACGAGCUGCUGCAGGUGGAACGGAAGCUGGACGAGAGUGAAAAGCUGUACCGUACGAUGCCAUCCCCGUUGGCAUCUGGGACAGGGGGUUCUGGUUCCGGUGGUGAUCGUAGCCUGGCAAGCGAGAGCGUCACCGACACGGAUUAUAAGACGCUCACACCCAAUACGGCGACCGGCGAUUCCGGUUCGGGCGAAUCCGGCGAUAGUGACCGUACGACUACCGGUGGUCCUGAUACGUCCACAAGCGUUACCAGCACGAGCGUGACGACCAACGGUGACGAUGACUUUCGAACGCCGGAAGCAACGUUACGAUCGCACGAUUUUGAAGCCUUCAAGAUGCAGAUUAGUCGCGAGUUUAUCAAUAGCACCGCUGAGAUGGGCAAUACGGACGGUACGCUGAAGCAAAACCAACCGAUCGAUCCGGCACGUAUCAAUGAUUCGCUGAAGUUGUAUAACGAUGGCGUUAUGAACCGAAGCCUUUCGGACGAGCAGUGCCGGAAUGCAAUGUUUUCGCUCCCAGCUGGUAAUAUCACGGGUUCGUUUCACGUUGAGUCCGGUGGUAACGAGGAGGACGAAUUGACCCUGCGUCAUCCGGCUAACGGCAUAUAUGCAUCGCCUAACCAUGCCCGCCAAUCUUCCAUUGAUAGUCCGAAGAAACGGACGCAUCUUCAGCGGCCACACCCAACCACCGACGCACCGUCCUCUGGAGCGACAACAAACGGUGGAGGCGUCACUUCACCCGGUACGGACACGGACAGCUGGACGGCCGACCGGGGUCUGCUGCGCUCGAAGUCCCAGGGUAACCAUUACUCGGGUAACAGCAUGAUGGAUAGUGAUGGCGAGGACGAAACCAUUGGGGCUGGUUCGGAAACGCUCAAACCAUCCGAUAAACCGCCCGCAUCGAUACACAUCCGCAUGGAUUGUUACGACGAGCUGGAGAGCCCUUCAUCCGCACGGGCAAUCACCUCGUCGGAUGACGGUGAUAUAACGGCUGUAACAACGACCACCGUAACGACGACGACCCAGCCGUCGGAGUACAGUACCAGCAUUAGCGGCCAUCCAGUGACGGACGAAGGAGUCGUACUGCGAAAGCCGCCGAAAACUGGCUCAACCGCGAUUAAGCGCCGGUCGGGUAACAGAAGGUCACGCACCAAGCUGAAGCGUCGCUGCUCCAUCAACGGUCACUUUUACAAUCGCGAAACGUCCUUCUUUACACCACCGUACGGUUCGCAGAUGAACGUCUGGGUGACGUCACUCGUCAACACGCAGGAGGUGAUCAAUCUACUGCUGGAAAAGUAUAAGGUCGAAUCGAAGGCAGAAAACUUUGCGCUGUUUAUCGUGCGAGAUAAUGGCGAGCAAAAGAAGCUAAAAGAUGAUGAUUAUCCGCUCGUAACGCGCGUCAUACUUGGUCCACACGAGGACAUUGCCAAGCUGUUUCUUAUGGACGGUCAGCAAACGCAGGAAAUCAGCAGCGAAGUUGCACAGUUUCUGAACCUUUCCAUUCCGGAGUGUCGCGCUAUUUUGGAACGGUUUCACGAGGAGGAGCAACGUGAGCUGCAUCGGAUACGGUUCAAAUUUGCUGAGUUGCGGAAACGCAUCAUACAGCGUAUGGAGUCGCUUAAAGUCAGGCUGUAGAGCAGAAAGCGAGAAAAAAAAAGAAACACACCAUUGGACGGUGGAAACAGUGAUCCUAUAUAUAUCUAAUACGUGUAAAGGAUUGUCACACUAUUUCCUAUUCGAAAGCCAAGACGUUCAGGUGAUGAUUCCGCUACAGCAAAAAAAAAGCAAUCAAAUCGAAUAGUAAUCAAUACUUGUUGAUGUUUAUUGUUAAGAAAGGGCACACCCGAAGAGGCCUUCAAAAAAAAAAAGGAAGGAAGUAGCAUCAGUGUGUUGCAAAUCUUUAAUCUCUAAUCGCUCUAAAAGCAAAAGUAACCAGCUUACUGUAUAGUUUGUUUUUCUUUGUGUUUUUUGUCCCAUUUAUUGUGAAAUACUGUUGCGUUUAAAAUUUGCAUUAUAAAAAAAAACACAUACACUCAUGCGGUCGAACUUUUACCGAAAUGGUGUACUCAUUUUUUACGAUAGGAAAAAAAAACUAGUACUCGAAUUCGUAGCUAAAAAGGUAUCGGGGGUAGUGGGCAACAAGAAGGUUAGAAUAUCAAACUGCCAAACAUUGAGGUAUUUUAUAAUAAGCGGUAGGAACGCACGUAGCAUAUGAUUAAAAUUUGCCUGGUCACGCCAAAAGUCACCGAUUUGUCUCAAGCAAACGGGUAUAAAGCAAUUUGACAAACCAAGAAGAUUAACAGAUGCAAAAAAAAGGUAAAGUAAACAAUCAAGGAAUAAUUAGAAUAGAAAGGCGUCGUACGUGUGCAGAUAUCAUUAAAAACACACACAUACAUACAAAAAAAUAAAACACUAUUGUGUAAAAUGGUAGCAACAAUCGGCAGGAGAGGAAGGUAAAAAAUAAUAACUUUACACAAUCAAACCUCAACAUAUUUAUCUCACAAAUAACUCAAAACUCAAACAGCUUUAACCGCCUGUGAACAAAGUGCUCCAAGUAGCUAAGAAGCCGAGAGCUGACAUAUGGACGUGUAUCGGCAAGCGUAAACUAUUUAGCGUAGGAACCAGAAAAAGAAACGUUAAAAAGGGAGCUUUUGUAAAGUAACGUUCUAUUUGUAACCACCCGACUGAUAGUCCAGGUGCUUCCUCUAGUUCAGUAGCGCAGCCCAGCUCAAUGUGUCCCGUCUCCCUAGUACUGCACACUCCCCCGUGUGCGUCCAAAAACGACAAUAUUCGUGAGUGGAAAUCAAACCCGCACACGCAUUGCAAAACCGAAGUAAAGUGAACGUGCGUUUUUUUCUAAGUUUGUUUGCUUUACUUUUAAAAUGCUUUCGUGCGUAUCUCUUCUUCUUUAUCGGCACAACAACCUCAAAAGGGUCUAGGGGCUUACCGUUUCUGGCUUGCUUUGACAAUAGCAUGACCUGUAACCGGAUAAUCAAUCCCGGAAGAAAGUUUGGACCGGUCCUGUCGUGUGAAAAAGUCUAAAAUGAUACAGUACAGUUUCGUACAGUGCUUGCGUUGAACUGCUGGUAAAACACACAAAUAUAAAGGAAAAAUAUCAAUCUUUGCAAUGUAGUAAUUUUAUCUCAGUGCUCAUAUCUCCGGCAGCUCGAUUGGGCGUAGAAAUCGAAUGAAUGGGAGCUCAUUAAUCGAUGCAUACUUUCGUACAUUACACACGGGAGAUGGGAGUGUUGUGUUAGAAAUAAUAUUUCACAUUAAACGGCCGCGUUUUGAAGAGGCUUUGGGUGAGUUUCGUUUCAACACCCCCACCUCCUAUGACGAAUACAUACUCACUGCUUUGGUGAAACAAAUCAAAAAGUAAGAAAAGAAACAGCAGACGUCUAAGUAAACGAUGAAAUGGACGAAACACGAAAAACAAAAACAUAUUCUCAGGCAGUGAUGGAAUGAAAGAGGUGGGGUGAAGCUGUGUAGAGGCAGUUUUGUAAAGUUUGUAAAGGAAAACAUAGCACUUGUGGCGAAGGAACUGACCAAGGCAAUCGAGCAUAGGUUAGGCGGCUUCCUGGUGUAUUCGUAUUCCGAUGGAAGAGAUGGCAUUAUCGAACAUAUGGGUAAUCUAAUUCACUGGCAUCGAUUUGUGAUGUGGGUUGAUGUGUAAUCGGGCAGAAACAGUAAGCGAAUAAUAUAAUGCAAUUAACAAACAAUCUCUAAAUGGUAUUUUGUAUGUAGUUUUUGUAUCUUCAUUGUUAGCAUUAUAUUGUUUAUACAUAGUGACAGUAGUUAGGUGACGGUUUGGUUGUAUUGUUUGUAUAGCAACUGCUGGUUUGCAUAUCUUUCUAUUACAAUUAAAUAUUUUUUCAACAAG
Molecule: messenger RNA, 5250 nt
Organism: Anopheles moucheti
Lineage: Eukaryota; Metazoa; Arthropoda; Insecta; Diptera; Culicidae
Gene: Rassf
Exons: 8
Coding region: 507-3005 (832 amino acids)
Biological process (GO): signal transduction
Source: RefSeq, a predicted model, not a curated record